AUGCCUAAAAAACGUGCUUCUGCUGCGACCAAAGCAGCGCCGGGUUCGACGACGACGAGUUCAACCCCGAGCGGGGAAAAUGGUACUAAAACCAACACCUUACCUAUGUACCGCUUGAAAUCCUUCUCCGACGAGAAGAGCGUGAACCACUAUUCGAUAAAGAAACACUCCUCCGGGGCGAUGCUUCUCGAAGGCCACGGGAAGUGCACGAACAAAAUUCCACUCAGCGCGAGGAAUACGCAAUUUUCUUCUUCAUCUCUGGUGAGCAGAGAGAACGAAGAGAUGGACUUUAUCGCGGAUGUUGGAGGCGACGAGUUGGUGAACUUUUACGUCAAGCAACUCGUCGAACAAAACGCCUUGAGAGAGGUGUCGAAAAUAGACGACAGAUUCUCGAUGUUGAGAAUAAUAGCGGUGGAGGAAGAGCGGAACGGGUUUCGGAUUCCAAAAGAGCAAGAGAAGAAGAUGAAGAUGAGAGAGAUGGAUGACGAAUUCGAGGAGAUGCUCAGAGGGGAUUCGAUUGUGCCGCGCGAAUUGUCAAACGCUUUGUUUCGUCAGACUUUUGAGUUGGCGUACGGGAAGAAGAGAGCGGCGGAGUUAAGAAAACAAUCAGGGGGGUCGGUGAUAGAGCAGCUUUUAGGUGGCCUUCCGAAGCAUUUACCCGCAGAAUUUGAAGCGAAGAGUUUAGCGGAGUUAGAAGGGUUGAACACGGCGUUUACGCCGCUGAAGAACGAGUUCCCGUCCGAGGCUUCGCUGGAUAAUUUAACGUUGGAAGGAUUAGGCAUCGAGGAGUCGGAUCCUAUUACUGAGUCAGCGAUGAAACCAAAUAAUGGUAGAAGAAAUGGAAACGAGAUCAUGGAGAGUAAGAAAAUAUUAGCCAAAGAGCAAAAGAAGGAGAGAGAAGCCGCGAAGAAGUUGAAAGCAGAACGAGAGAAGAGAGAAAAGAAGCAAGUGAAAGCUUUGGGGGGAUCGUUAAUUGCAAACUUAUUUAGCAAAUCGCAGGAUAAAAAAGAUAAUGGUAGUAAUAAUAGCAUCAACAACAACAAUGAGAAGAAAGGUCAUCAUCAAAAGGACGGAAACGACGCGACGACGAUGCCUAAAUUGCUGAGCGGUUCGACAAAGCCGACGAUGAAACAGGAAUAUGGCGCCGCUGGUGCAAAAAAAGAGAAACCACUCCACUGUCUCAGCGCGUAUAAUCACUUCGUGAUCCAAAAUCAAUCUCGUGUGGCUACUUGUAUGCCAGGUAAGUCUGCGAUACAAAUUGACAAAGAGCUCGGCAAAAUCUGGAGAAGUAUGAGGGAGACUGAAAAAAUGCCGUACUUUAAGAAGGCGGAGAGCGACAAGGCUAGAUGGAACAGGAUAGUAGGAACGAAAGAAACUUUGGAGGAGGAGGAGGAAGAUGAGACGAAAGAAGAGAGCAACGGUUACGCGCCGUGCGAAGCACCGGACGAGGUCGAGGAGGGAAAGGAGACAAAAAUGACAGAGCGACGAGAACUGCAGAAAGUGAGAAAAGAAAUCACUGCGACUUUGCGAGGAAUUGAAGAUUCGUUUGAUUUAGUUCUCGAAGAUGCGGAGGACUUAAAGGUAGGCGCGUAUGAAAACGCCGAAAAUUUCUUGGGGAAGUUGCGAGCGCUUUCAUUGGCGAUGUCUCGCGUAGUUUAA
This is a messenger RNA of Bathycoccus prasinos, 1659 nucleotides long. Its product is annotated as conserved unknown protein. The record is from RefSeq and is a predicted model, not a curated record. The transcript has a single exon. The coding region runs from base 1 to 1659 and encodes 552 amino acids. NCBI's taxonomy places the organism in Eukaryota, Viridiplantae, Chlorophyta, Mamiellophyceae, Mamiellales, Bathycoccaceae.